AUGUCCACCUGGCUCAUCACUGGCGCUUCAUCCGGCAUCGGUGCCAUCCUCGCCGACCUCGCCCUCCAAGCAGGCCACACCGUCAUUGCCACGGCGCGGGACCCGAUCAAAGCUGCGCAGGCGUAUCCUGCGAUCGAAAAACAGGGAGGAAAAUGGCUGAAGCUGGAUGUCACUCGUCCUGAGACGCAGCAGGAGGUCACCGAGGUGAUCAAGCAGCAUGGGGGUAUCGACGUUUUGGUUAACAAUGCCGGAUACUCCAUUCUUGGAGCAGUGGAAGACAUGAGUGAAGAAGAGAUUCACCAGCAGAUUGAUACGAAUCUGUACGGCCCCAUCCGCACCAUCAAGGCGGCUCUACCGUUCAUGCGCGAGAAGAAGUCCGGCACUAUCGUCAACGUUUCCAGUAUUGCAGGGCUGCACGCGCGAGCGACCUGUUCUCUGUACUCGGCGAGCAAAUUUGCUCUAGAGGGCUUCUCCGAAGCGCUGGCAGAGGACCUCGCAUCGUUUAACAUCCGCGUCCUGCUCGUCGAACCGGGGGCCUUCCGGACCAACUUCCUCGGGGCGGCUCAGUUUCCUGCCGCCGGGCUGAACCCAGCAUACAGAGACACCAUUGUCGAUAAAGGGCUGCAGGCCUUUCGCGACGCGGACGGCAAGCAGAUCGGGGACCCUGCCAAGGCUGCGCAGCGCAUCUUCGAAGUCGUCGAUGGAUCUGGCAUGGCGGAGGGGAAGGCAGGCCUGCUGCGACUGCCGCUGGGCAAGGACUGUCUGACACGGGCGCGAACCAAAAUUGACGGGUUGCUCCGGAACCUGGAGGAGAUGGAGGAGAUAGCCCUGAGUACUGAUUGUGAUCAAUAA
Penicilliopsis zonata CBS 506.65 is the source of this 852-nucleotide messenger RNA. RefSeq lists its product as hypothetical. NCBI's taxonomy places the organism in Eukaryota, Fungi, Ascomycota, Eurotiomycetes, Eurotiales, Aspergillaceae. The record is from RefSeq and is a predicted model, not a curated record. The transcript has 3 exons. Gene Ontology annotation, molecular function: oxidoreductase activity. Bases 1 to 852 code for a protein of 283 amino acids.